AAUCAAAUACUCCGCAGAGACAAAAAUCAAAGCAAAAAAAUAAAUAAAUAAAUAAAGCUUUUAAAAGAAUAUUAUCAUUUUCAGUUUCAGUUUCAGUUUCGGUUUCGGAUUCAGGCAUGAGGCGUUUCAUGGUCUUGUUCUUCCUCGUCAGCAUUCUUCUGUUGCAGGAUCUGAGCGAAGGAACGGGGGGAAGGGAGGAGGAAGAAGAAGCGAGAGAGUAUUGGAAGGAAGCGAUGGGGAAAGAAGAACCAUUGCCUGAACCCAUCGAAGAGCUUUUGAACAAUCCGUUCCGUACAAAGCAGGACAAGUUCAUUCGCAACUUCAACGCUAAAUCCGUCGUCAUUAUUUACCACGAGCCAGACGAUUAGAUUAAUCUACAUAUACAUACACACACUCGUCCAUGCAUACAUACAUAUAUAUAUAUAUAUGCAUAUACGUAUGUAUGUAUGCAUCGAUCACAUGGGUAUGUUGAAUAAGUAAUUCUCGUAUGUGUUGAACUCUUAGGAUUAAAAAUGAUCGAUGGUUGUGUGUGUGCCAUUUUGUGUCCCUUCUGAGAUUUUGUGUAUGCGGUGACAGUAAUUAUAUCGGCGUUGCUUUUUUUUUUUUUUAA
This is a messenger RNA of Tarenaya hassleriana, 610 nucleotides long. RefSeq lists its product as uncharacterized. The record is from RefSeq and is a predicted model, not a curated record. Bases 117 to 368 code for a protein of 83 amino acids. Lineage: Eukaryota; Viridiplantae; Streptophyta; Magnoliopsida; Brassicales; Cleomaceae. The transcript has 2 exons.